Molecule: messenger RNA, 2713 nt
Organism: Malus domestica (apple)
Lineage: Eukaryota; Viridiplantae; Streptophyta; Magnoliopsida; Rosales; Rosaceae
Product: probable ubiquitin-conjugating enzyme E2 26
Molecular function (GO): ubiquitin conjugating enzyme activity
Source: RefSeq, a predicted model, not a curated record
GCGCGCGAACCCACUCUCUGCCAAAAGCACUUUUCUCCUAAAGCGCUUUCCUAAACCCGCUUUUCUCCCUAAUCCCCCUCCCCAGCCGCUCAGCUGCCGAGCCGCCGCUUCUCUCAGCCGCUGAAUCCCCUUUUAUAAUUUUAUUUGGUGGCCCUUUCGCAUUCCCCCAAAUCAAACCGACUGCUAUUCAGAACAGCCGGUCCAAUGGAGCCGCCGCCGUUACAUACAAACACCCCUCGGAAUUCCAAGAAGAAGCGGUUGUUUUCCGAUAGGGGUUCUGGGUGCAUGGAUUCCGACGACGUCGUGGAGAUUUCGCCGCCGGCUACUCCGAUCACUCGGGCCCCCAAAUUUCAGAAACUCAAACUCAAAGAGGUAAUUCGGCAUGAUGUGAUUGAAAUUGAUGAAGAUGAAGAUUCAGUUGCUGCAAUGCUUAUUGAUGAUAGAGUUGAUAACAAAGCCAAAGGGAAGGCAAUAGAAAACUCUUCUGAUGGCUACUAUGAUUAUAAGUAUUUUCAGGAAGAUGAGGUCAAUAGCCUUUUUGGCCCUUCUGUUAUGGCAACCCCUGAGUCAGCGAAUGGGAUUGAAGCUACUAAGGGUUUUGUUCCAGCUAACGUGAUCAACUUAGAUGGUCAUACUUCUGAUUUGUCAUAUGAAGAUGAUGACUUCGCUGAUCCUUUUCUUGAUGAGUUUAUGGAUGUUGAUGAGUAUGCCCAAUUGCAAGCCCAUUUUGAUAAUGUGGAUAUUCCCCCUGGAAUAGAGGCACCUAUUCCUUGGUUGUCGGAUCCUCCUAAAAAUAAAGUUAAUUCAGUUUCUGGAAGUAGUUCUGUCAAUAAGAGGUUUCAAAUGCAACAAGAGCCUGAUCAUUUCAUUAAGAAGCCACUUUUAGGGGGUAGUUCAAAUUUGAAGACCCAAAUUGAUAGUAUUUCCCACCCACCUGAAGUGAAUCUAUCAUCUGCAUGGAAUCUUCCGAAAACUGCCAGGAGUAAAAAGAAACAACCUGCUUCACAACACCAAGGGAGUGCUCCUAAUCUCCCAGUUGGGAAGGAGUCAUCAAAGUCUCAAUGGCUUUUAGGACCUUUCCAGUCAAAAAAGAAGGUAGCUUCUUCAAGUACUUCGACGAAUCAAUUUGACGCAAUGAAGCUUGGUUCCGGAGCUGACACAUCUUCUGCUUCGUAUUUUCAUAGCAUUCUAAAGAAAAAGGGUUCAAGUGCUUUUUAUAAACCCAUGCCCAUUCCUGGGUGGCCCGGGCCCAUUUCCAAAUUUAAUACUAUGCCAUUUAAUUCAAGCUUGUACGAUCUAGAUUCAUUAUAUUCUCCUGGGGAAGUAGCAGGUAGUCCUUGGAUUGCUAAUGCGCAAAUUCAAAACAAUCUUGCUCCAGGAGGCAUUUCAACAAGCCCUGGGAGGAAAAUUUCUGCCAUGGAAAUGGAUGAAAUGAUAGUGAAGUUUAAGGGCUUCAAAAAAUUUGAUACAGUUGAAGAUCAUUCAGACCAUCACUUUAGUAGGUGUGGCUAUUCACCGAAGCAACCACCAAAGAGUUGGGCAAAGAGAAUUCAGGAAGAGUGGAAGAUCCUGGAGAAGGAUUUGCCUGAUACAAUAUUUGUUAGAGCUUAUGAGACAAGAAUGGAUCUUUUGAGAGCUGUAAUUGUUGGGGCGGAGGGUACUCCUUACCAUGAUGGUCUCUUCUUCUUUGAUGUUUGCUUCCCCUGUGGCUAUCCCAAUGUUCCACCGAAUGUCUACUACCACUCUGGUGGCCUUCGAUUAAAUCCAAAUUUGUACAAUUGUGGAAAAGUAUGCCUCAGCCUUCUUAACACCUGGUCUGGGAACAAGAAUGAGAAGUGGCUCCCAGGUGUGUCAACCAUGCUACAAGUGUUGGUCUCUAUACAAGGGCUGAUCUUGAAUACAAAGCCCUACUUUAAUGAGCCUGGAUAUGCAAAUACGAAUGGUUCAGCAGCUGGUGAAAAGAGGUCUGAGGAGUACAAUGAGAAUACAUUCAUCCUAUCAUUGAAGACAAUGGUGUACAGCAUGAGGAGGCCUCCGAAGCAUUUUGAGGAUCUUGUUCUGGGGCAUUUCUACAAUCGUGCUCGUGACAUUCUGGUGGCAUGCAAAGCAUACAUGGAUGGUGCUCAAGUGGGGUGUCUAGUCAAAGGUGGUGUUCAAGAUGUUGAUGAGGGUGACAAGAGCUGCUCACAGCGUUUCAAAACUUCUGUAGCCGACCAUGUGCCUAUGAUUGUCGCAGAGUUUACAAGGAUCGGGGUCAAGGAUUGUGAGAGAUUCGUAUCACCAGCAACAUCUGGGAACAACCAAAUUGCCAGUAUGCCUCAGGCUGCAACGUCAAUGAUUUCAUGCUGAAAAUUUGAUUUUUCAAGACUCGACUCUAUGUCAGACAUCUAGGAGGUGAGACUUAGGUUCCGGUUCACCGCAAAUAAUCAGUAGACUUGUUUUUUUGGUCAAAAAGUUUAGACUUAAUUUAUUAGAGCGUCUUUCAUGGAAUCCAUCCGUCUGCGUAAAUAUGUUUUGGGAUAUUGUAUAUAGAUGUCAGUAUGGAUGAGAUUGCUCGGAACUGAAACUACCAGGAACUGAAACAACCAUUCUGCAAUUUAUAGUUUUACUGAAAUUGUAAAGCUGAUAAUCCGGCCUGAAUUUUUAUCAAACUUUGCGGUAACUAAUUGUAUUGGAGUAGAAAUUCCAGAUGCUUUAAAAUCUUUCAUAGGAA